Messenger RNA from Letharia columbiana, 1434 nucleotides. RefSeq lists its product as uncharacterized. The record is from RefSeq and is a predicted model, not a curated record. Bases 1 to 1434 code for a protein of 477 amino acids. Gene Ontology annotation, cellular component: Cul4-RING E3 ubiquitin ligase complex. The transcript is spliced from 4 exons. Lineage: Eukaryota; Fungi; Ascomycota; Lecanoromycetes; Lecanorales; Parmeliaceae. Gene Ontology annotation, molecular function: protein binding.
AUGCCGCCUGCACUCCCAGGCUUCUAUUAUGACGCCGAGAAGAAAAGGUAUUUCAAGAUCCAACCCAAUCAUGUUGCAGCACGUGGAUCAGCGAGUAAGUACUCGAAGGCGGCCCUGGAGAAGGAAGCCGAGGAGCAGCGCGAGCAGAAGCGGAGGAAAUUGUUUGAACAAAGGGAGACGGAGAUGAAAGUGAAGCGGUCAAAGGUGCUAGAGAGUCCACUCGGUGGGGGAUGGGGUGUUACGAGGGAGCUCGGCGUGAUGAAACUUGACCGCAAUACCAUCAUGAGAGCCUGGGCGCAGGGUCUGCACAGAAUGGAAGUUUCGAAUUUCCGUCGCCCCGACGGUGGCUCUGGAACAUUCGUGUACGAUACGGCCAUGGGGGUCCUUACGCAUGCUGAGGCGCUCCGUGGCAAUGGAGCCGAUGCUUUAUUUAUCGUGAACCAUAUUGUGCCCCCUGCUUGUAAUUUGGGAAGGGGUAGUUGGGUUGAGUUGAGCGGGCUGUCGGGUUGGCAUGUUUUCGAUACUCAGAUUACCUCGAUGGACAUUUCGCCUUCAAGGGUGCUCAUGACGACAACAAUGGGCGGCAGCCAACCAGCUUGCGUUCACCUAACCAAACUCAUCCAGCCGGAACAGUGGAGGGCGCCGUACCAGGGCUAUACAAGGGCUCGAUCACAUGAACGACAUAAUGAUCCGCUAUCGUACACAAGCGAUGUCUCUACCAUCAUCCGCCCCCAAACGAAUACUACGUUCUGGGCUUCCUCUUCCCGCCCUGACCCCACGAUUUCUGAUUUUGCUAUCGCCACAACGUGCGGUACUGUACUUGUUGCGGAAUCUCAAUCUUCGUGGACAUUUGAUCGAAUCCAGACCUUCAAGUACGAGGACCCUGACGCCAGCCCCGAGGUGCUGGCUGUUGACUGGCUCGACACGAAUGUCCUACUCAACGGAUGUCGAGACGGUACAGUGAGAUUAUGGGAUGCGAGGACUUGUGGCGCCAGUGGGACGAGUUGGAGAGUGAAGCAUCCGAGUUGCAUCAAUCACGUCAGGAGGGUCGACGCGAAUAGGAUCGUAGCUGCUGGGUUGGAGAGGCAGAUGGCGGCUUACGAUUUACGUUACAUACGACCCAAAGACGAUCUCGCCAAUGGUGUCACGAGACCUUACGUGGAGUUCCCAGGGUACAACAAUAAAGAGCUCAAUGGCAUUGGGGUCGGAUUUGACGUUUGUGGGAAUCUUGUUGCGGCAGGUACGGAUGAGGGAGGGGUGCAGAUUUUUGAUGGGGCGAGUGGGCGAGAGGUGACGGUGGGCAUGGGAGGGGAUAUGGGCAAGGAUUUAGGAGGGCCGGCGAGGUGUUUGAGAUUCGUGGACACAGAGCAACGGAGGGAUGGGAGAAGAUUGUUUGUGGAAGGUGCGAGAGGGAUUGAGCAGUGGACUUGGUGA